Adineta steineri is the source of this 900-nucleotide messenger RNA. Lineage: Eukaryota; Metazoa; Rotifera; Eurotatoria; Adinetida; Adinetidae. The record is from the annotation of a GenBank genome assembly.
AUGAUUACAGAUCGAGUUUUGUUUUAUUUGUUUUUUCUUAUAUUUAUUCUUAUUUUACCAUCAUGGACUUAUAAAUUUGAAACAUGUUGUUCAAAUGACAAAACAACAAAUACAACAUCUACUACACGUCUUUUAUCAUGUCCUUUAAAUUUUGUUAUUAAAUUGCGUACAGUCAUUUUUUAUACGGGUAAUGGUUGUGCACCUAGUACAUGUCAACGACGUCUUAAUAAACAUUACCUUGCUUGUAAUAAUCAUCGAACAUGUUCAAUAUCGAUUAAAUGUAUCCAUAUGGAUUCUUCAACAUGUUCAUGGUUAAACAAAGAUGUUACUCAUGCUCAACAUUUAAUUGUCGAUUAUGAUUGUAUUUUAUAUGAACCUGAAGCAUCAUCAAUUGCUUUAAAUCGAAUUGAUAAUAAUAAUAAAAUUAAUAAAACUAAUGGAAAUGAUAAUAAUCAAAAUAUUGUUCUGUUUUCUGCUAAAAUUAAUAUUGAAUCACCACCAGAUAUUUUAAAUGAUUCAUCAGCAUCAUUAUAUGAUCUAACAGAUGAUGAACGUGCAUGGAAAGAAUUUAUUCUUAAACAAUAUCUUAGUGGUAAACGACCACAAUUAUCAGAUCUUGAAAAGCCAAUUAUUAUUCAACAACAACGUUCAUUAUACAGUGAUAUACUUCGGACUGUAAUGAUACUUAUAGUAUUUACUUUUAUUCUUAUUGUAUUAAUGCUUAUUGGUCUUUUUCUUUACAAACGUAUGACAUUACUAAAUAAGAGAAGAUUUUUUGAUCAUCAUCAUAAAGACCAACAACAAAAACAUGAACCAUUUCCAGGCGAUGAAGCUUAUGAUAAUUUAAAAGCAAGUGCAGCCGAUUCAAUAACAGACAGUGGUGCAGCAACUGACGUGUAA